Molecule: messenger RNA, 1401 nt
Organism: Prunus armeniaca (apricot)
Lineage: Eukaryota; Viridiplantae; Streptophyta; Magnoliopsida; Rosales; Rosaceae
Source: the annotation of a GenBank genome assembly
AUGCAGAAGAGGGAGCAGAGCAAGUCAGGUGGAGUGGGUGGCGGGGCCUCGGCGCCGCCGGCGAAAAGAGGCCGCCCAUUCGGAAGCGGCGGGAAUAGCGCCGCAGCUGCGGCUGCCGCCGCCGCCGAAACGGCAGCUCCGUCGACUCUCCUCGGUCCUUCCCUCCACGUCCACAGUUCCUUCGCCGAUCAGAACAAUAAAAGGAUAGUUCUGGCUCUUCAGAGUGGGCUGAAGAGUGAGUUGACAUGGGCAUUGAACACUCUCACAUUACUCUCUUUCAAAGAAAAAGAUGACAUGCGCAAAGACACAACCCCUCUUGCAAAGAUUCCUGGCUUGCUUGAUGCUCUCCUCAGUGUUAUUGAUGAUUGGCGUGAUAUAGCCCUUCCGAAGGAACACGUAAAGGCGCCGAGAGUCAGAAAUUUGGGUGCAAAUUUGCUUGUAACUGGGUUUGGAAAUGAGUACGAGGCAUUAGCUUCAAAUGGCACUCUCCCACUUCCUGGCUUGGGAUCCAGUUCUCAAGAAGCAUCGGUGCUGAGUAAUGUGACCAAACUUCGUUCUUCUUCAGAGUGGUGGCUUGAUGAAGAUGGUCUGUUUAAUCUAGAUGAAGAAGGUCGAGCAGAAAGACAGCAGUGUGCUGUUGCUGCUUCCAAUAUCAUUCGCAACUUCUCUUUCAUGCCAGAUAAUGAAGUCAUUAUGGCCCAGCAUCGCCAUUGUCUGGAAACAGUGUUCCAGUGCAUAGAAGAUUACCUUACAGAGGAUGAGGAACUUGUGACAAAUGCUCUUGAGACAAUUGUAAAUUUGGCUCCGUUGCUUGAUCUUGGAAUUUUCAGCUCAUCAAAGCCAUCCUACAUCAAGAUAACAGGAAAACGAGCAGUUCAAGCUAUCAUGGGGAUGCUGGGAUCUGUAGUCAAAACCUGGCAUUGUGCUGCAGCUGAGCUACUUGGGCGUCUGAUCAUAAACCCUGAUAAUGAACCUUUCCUUCUUCCCUUUGUUCCACAGAUACAUAAGCGAUUGGUUGAUCUUAUGAGCUUACCAUCAGUAGAUGUACAAACAGCACAUGGGGCACAAGCGGCUGCAGUUGGCGCACUCUACAACCUUGCUGAAGUUAAUAUGGACUGCAGGCUAAAACUAGCUAGUGAGCGAUGGGCAAUUGAUAGACUGUUAAAAGUUAUCAAGGCACCCCAUCCAGUUCCCGAAGUUUGCAGGAAAGCUGCUAUGAUAUUGGAAAGUCUUGUGUCUGAGCCACAAAACCGAGCCUUGCUGCUAGCUUAUGAGAAUGCAUUUGCUGAAAUAGUAUUCUCAGAUGCCAGGUAUUCCGAUACCUUUGCCAGGAUUUUGUAUGAACUGACGUCUAGACCAAACAACAAAGUGGCAGCAGCCCGUGGUGUUUGGGGAAUGUAA